Messenger RNA from Diabrotica virgifera virgifera (western corn rootworm), 717 nucleotides. Its product is annotated as mpv17-like protein. Lineage: Eukaryota; Metazoa; Arthropoda; Insecta; Coleoptera; Chrysomelidae. Gene Ontology annotation, cellular component: cytoplasm; membrane. Bases 126 to 695 code for a protein of 189 amino acids. The record is from RefSeq and is a predicted model, not a curated record. The transcript has 2 exons.
AAAUGAAACAUCUGUCAUAAAAUUAAUACAUCACUAAAUUGUCAAAAUACCCUGUGUUUGGUACAUCCUAUUGAAAUAAUAAUUUAUGAAAAAUUAUGUAUAUAUAGUCAGUCAUACUCAGUCACAUGGCGUUUCUGAAAAUUGUGGAACAGGUAUUCAAAAAUCCACUCUUAGUAAGUCAAGCUUUUCAAGUAUCUGGUUUACUGGUUACAGGAGAUCUAAUAGGACAAGUAUUUAUUAAUAAAAAGAAAUUUCGGGAGGUAGAUUAUAUUAGAACUGUACGAGUUGGUGUCCUAGGUGCAACUAUAAUUGGAACUACUGUAUCAUCAUUUUUCAAAAUUCUGGCACUAACCGUAGACGAAAAAAACAAAUAUGUGGGCAUCAAGAAAAUGUUAAUUGACCAAUUAAUUUUUGUCCCAUUCAUAUUUUUACCGCUAUUCAUGAUAAGUGUGAACGUAUACGUGAACUGUAACUCAUGGAAACAGACUAAAGAAGAAAUGAAGAAUAAAUAUUUUAGCAUUUUAUUGACGAAUUACAAGAUAUGGCCGCUUGUGCAAACCCUCAAUUUUAGUUACGUUCCAAUUCCCUAUCAAGUAUUUGUCACGCAAUCAGUAGCUGUGCUCUGGAAUACGUAUUUAAUUUGGAAAACAGUGAAUGUCCGCAAAGAAGAGAGUAAACAAAAAGUUGUAAUGUAAUAAAGGACGUAAAGAAAAUGUC